UGCGCCUUCAGCUGUCUCGACAAGUCGCCCUCCGCAUCUGCUGUGGACCGUCUGCUGUUUCCGCGAGCUCACAGCCAGCCUAACAUGGCCGGCAAAGCAGCCGACGCGAAGCUCCUGCCGCAGUGCGUUGCCGCCUUCGUCGUGAACCUGGCGACGCUGGCGAACGGUUACUGCCUGGGCUGGCCGGCAGUGGCGCUUCCCGUGCUGGAGAGCAACGGCACGGCGCUGCGGCCCAGCCCGCUGGAGUCGCCGCUGAGCAAGGACGAGGCCUCGUGGGUAGCGGCCGCCAUGAUCCUGGCCAGCUCCUUCACGCCGCCGCUGUACAGCGCGGCGAGCGCGCGCUGGGGCCGCAAGGUGGCGGGCUACCUGUCCGCGGCGCCGUUCGCGCUGGGCGGCGUGCUGCUGGUGCAGGGCCGCUCUCUCGGCUGGCUGGUGGCGGCGCGCCUGCUCGCCGGCGUGGGAUCGGGCGGCGUGCUGGCCGUGGCGCCCCACUACGUGGCAGAGGUCGCGCAGGCGCGACACCGAGGCGCCCUGGGCACCGUCUUCGCCAUCCAGCUCAACGUGGGCAUCCUGCUGGCCUACGUGGUCGGCGCCGUCGCCACCUACCGCAGCGUCUGCGCGCUCUGCAUCGCGCUGCCCACCGUCUUCGUCGCGGCGUGGACCGCCCUGCCGGAGACCCCGCAGUACCUGCUGUCGCGCGGUCGCGACGUCGACGCCCUCAGGUCGCUGCGGUGGCUGCGCGGAGCGGACUACGACGUCGAAGAGGAGCUGGAGCGCCUCAAGAAGACCGCGGCGCCCUCUUCCCGAGAUGGGGACACCGGUCACGCCCGGGAGAAACCGUCCUUGGCGGACUUCUUCUUGGACCGCGCGUCGCGACGCGCCUUUAUCACGGUGAUGGUGCUGGUCGCGAACCUGCAGCUGUGCGGCAACUUCGUCGUGAUGAACUACGCGGUGGAGCUGUUCUCGGAGGCGGGCAGCAGCGUGCCGGCGGCGUGGUCGGCCGUGGUGGUGGCCGCGCUGCAGCUGGCCGCCAGCGCGCUCACCUCGCAGCUGGUGGACCGCGCCGGCCGACGGCCGCUCCUGCUGGCCUCCAACGCCGCCAUCGCCGGCUGCCUCGCCGCGCUCGGCGGCUACUUCUACGCCAAGCGGCUCUGCCUCGACGUCUCCCCCGUCUGGUGGCUGCCCGUGGCGUCGCUCUCGCUCUUCGUCGCCGCCUGCAACCUGGGCGUCGCCGCGCUCGUCUUCGUCAUCCUCAACGAGAUGUUCGCGCCCGACAUGGCGCACAUCGCCAUCUCUAUCGGCAUCCCCACCUUCCUGCUGGCCGCGUUCGCGGUGCUCAAGGCCUACGUGUACAUGCUCGCCUGGCUGGACAUCUACGGCGCCUACUGGCUGUUUGCCGCCUGCACCCUGGCCUCCAACGUGUACAUCUUCUUCUUCCUGCCAGAGACGAAGGGUCGGCCGAUUGCCGACAUCGUAGCGGAGCUGAACGGUGGCGCGAAGAAGUCUGCGCGCCACGAAAUGUACGAUCCCGUCGCACAGUCAGAGAAAGCGUGACCACUCUGUGGGACCGAGGAGCACUAACCUAGCCACCGAGGAUGAACCUUACUCGAAGGAACGAGUUCGUUAUAGAUGGUGCACGACAUCCACGAACCAUUCUCAUAACACUGUGAAUUCUUACAUAUGUGUGUGUGUGUGAGCGAAAUUUACCGACAAAACUUCAGAGGUCAAUCACAAAUUUCUGCAAAACGAGUCGCUGUGCCCUAACGUACAUUAUGUCAAAGGCAAUUUCGAUACGACAUUCUGGAUGGUGUAAAUAGUCUUCACGCAUCUGCCGCCAGAUGACGUUGUGCAAAUCCCACAAUAUUUCCUUGGAGCAACUGUCCGACAUCAUCAGGUGGUUGAACAUCGCUGGUGGCUAGGUACGACUGACAACAUCCGCAUUUUUUUUUCCUUUAUUGAAUUUCAAUUCCCCCCGAAGGGAGCGGGCUGGCAGCAGCUUGGUACGCUGCUCUACAGCCUACAGACAUUUUUAAAAACGGAGGAAGAAAAGAAACAAGAAAAACAGGCGAUAAAACGGUGACUUAAAGUGUAAAAGGGCGGAAAAUUGUAGGAAGUUAAAACAGAAAGCAAAGGGUUGGCAAUGUUAAUGAAAUACACAGGAAUCAGACAAGUAACAUAGUGGACACACAAUUAAAAAACAUGGCGACAGUCUGGUUUCUGUUCGCCAUCUAUCAGCAAAUUUUUGCGCAUGCGUGGUUCCCGCGCCUGCGCAAUCUGCACGCGCGUGCUCUAUAUACAGCGGCGGCGACAUGCGGAUCUUGUCAGUCGUAUCUAGACACCAACGAGGUUCAACCAACUGAUGAUGCCGGACAGUUGCUCCGAGGAAAUAUUGUGAGAUUCGCACAAUGUCAUCCGGCGGCAGAGCCGUGAAGACUAUUUACAACAUAUCCGCUGGGAAAGCCUGAAGAGUCACAUUCUGGAUGGUGCCUGAUGUGCUACGAGGACCUUCCUUUUCAUUUCUGACUCAUUUAACGUAACCCCAUUGUACAACUACUUCAUCUCAACAGCCACCGUCCAUUUAUUUCUUGGCUGCGCAGUGUAUCCCAUGUCCGCUAGUGCUGUGUCUAUACGAACUGUAAAAGUCAUGGAUUAACUUCACUGUUCUACCGCUUGAGCCUUGUCCUGCAGUUAUAUAGGGUCAGCCAUUGUUAAUCAGAUCCGGCACGUUAAUGGUUAAAGGGUGCCCGGAUGCCCUUCCUGCCGCCACCCCGUACCCUUCCCCCCUCCCUCAGGGACGGAUUUAGUGUAUCCCAACUGUCUGCGAGCAGUGUAACUGAGGCGGAACAUGGGGACCACCCCGGUAUUCACCUAGCGGGAUGUGGGAAACCACCUAAAAACCACAUCCAGGCUGGCUAGCACAUCGGCCUUCGUUGUUAAUCCACAGGGCGGAUUCGAUCCGGGUCCGGCGCGCCUACCCGAGCCCAAGAAGCACUCGCCUACCCUGGUGGGUGGAUUAAGUUCGCUGUAUUUACUCAAAAUAGUCUCACCAGGAGUCAAUAUACAGAUAAGUAGUGGUAGUAUGGUAUUCUGCCUUACGGCAAGUCUUGUCGUGGGCUAAGCCUCUUCCAAUUUUGUCUGUCUGCAGCCAGUCUUUUCAUUUCUGAAUAUUUGCCUCCUUUGAUACUGUCCAGCAUUUCAUAUCUCCUUUUUCCUCUUCCCGUUUCUCCCUCCACCAUUCCUUCUAUUCCGUUCUCCAAUAAACAAUCCCUCCUCAGACAAUGUCCAAUCGAGUUCCAUUUUGUCUUUCUGAUGACUUUCAGCAUGUUUCUUUCUUCUCCAACUCUUCUUAAUACUUCUUCAUUCAUUACUCGGUCAGCCCAUUUCACUUUUCCAUUCUUCUCCAUAUCCACAUCUCUAGUGCCUCCAAUCUUCUUUCGUCUUCCUCCCUCAAUGUCCAGGUCUCCACAUCACAUAGCGCAACGAUCCAGAUGUAACAUUUGGCAAGUCUCCUCCUCAGAUCUUUGUUUAAUGCUUCACAAAGUAAUUUCUGUUUCCUCUUGAAUCAUUCUUUUGCCAUUGCAGUUCUUUUCCUAAUUUCUGUUGAGAAAUACACAUAAUCCAUUAUUACACUUCCCAGCUAAAAUCUAUCUAAAAUCGUUUUGAAGCAGACACUAAAGUACUUCUUUUGGAACUUCAUUUAAUACUGGAAUAUAGUUUUCUUGGAGGUCCUAAAUUGCUUUGUGUCCUUUCAUUGCCUGCUUCAGUUUGGGGAACAAAGAGAAGUCGGCUGGUACCAAAUCCGGCGAAUACAGUGGCUUAUCGGGACUGGCCACCUAGUGGGUUGUGUCAUUGCUGCGGAGGAGCGACCUGGAACCUCCUUCUCUGUAUGCUGGUCUAAUUCGAUGUAUUCUCGCCCACAUACGAUGAAGGACUCACAAAACUUGGUUCUGCCUUGCUGGUCCACGGCCAUUUCCGACAAGUGUCAGACACGUUGUGUUACAUUUGUAGCCAGGACGCCUGCUACAGUGAAGCACUACAGUGCCACAGCCCGCCACGAGAUAACCUUACAGUUGGGAAUUUCACAUAAGCAGUGCUAGCAGAACUGGGAUACGCUGUAUAUAUUCCAAUGUCUUUCUUCUUCUACAGAAUAUCCCCUCUGCAGCACACUCUAGUACCAUGGAUGGUAUUCCCUGAUGCCUUAACGCAACUCCUAUCAUCUGGCCCUUUCUUCUAAUCCGGUGAUUUCCAAUAUGGGAUAAUUACCCCUUGAGGGGUAAAAUGUAGUAACGUGAAGGGUAAAAUCAAAAAUUUUCAGUUGUCUUUCCAUUAGGAAAUGAGAUUUUAAUUAAAACAUCGUCACCCUCAUUACUACUUCGUAAGAUCGUAAUAAUGAUUACGCAAGUCGCACACUUUUUUUAAUACUGGAGUAGAUUCGUGUCACAAUGUGAUGGGGUUACAGCUUUUGAAAUGAAUGUAUGACAAUUAUCUUCAUCACGUAAUCCAUGUAAUCCACCCAGUUCACACAUACUUUGUACCAUGCAUCUAUGACAGCAGAAUAGACGCUUACGUGACGUCCUUGAGUAUUUCAUAAAAAUGACCUUUCCGAGUUGUAAGUACUUCCCGCAAUAGACCAGAAAUUCAUUUGCAGCAAUAAACAAUCUAAUUGACAGCACGAUACAACAGCAACUGUGUAAUGAUUACAACGCUGCUGUAGGGCCUACACUGAAUUAUUAUUAUCAGUGGAGUUGAUCAGACAAAGCAGUCGGAGGACUUCCGAUUUCAGCGAGUUUAGAAUUACGGAGACGAGCAGUCAAGUGACUUACACUACUACAAACAGUAGGCGUAACAAUAGUGCACAUAUUUUAAUUUGGCUGGUUUUAGAUGGGAGUAAGGGCUCUGCAUGAUGCCAUUGUCACUAAGGGCAGGAGGGUUGCAGAGGACAUAUUUUGUAAUAAGUGUCCACCUUUCUGAGGAAGAGUUAUAAGUAACAGAAUUACCUCAUAAUUCUAUUAAAAAGAGUUGUUAGAAAUAAGCCGUAAAGUUGUCUCAUUGACACAUUAGCUAGUGGUUCAGUGAAACAGUUACAAUGAAUGAAGACAGUUUAUCUUUCGUCAUUUUAAAAGUGAAAGUGUCCUUUCCCAGUCUAAAGUUUAGUCAGAUGUAAUUGUGGGGACAAGAGGGGGGGGACGCCGUACUAGCUAAUAAAUGAUUGCACUUAGGGGUAAUGUUCUCAGAAAGGUUGGGAAUCACUAUCUAGUCAGUAUUUUCAUUUAAUCAUUUCUUCGUCGUUCAAAACCCUUCAUUUCUUGCCUUAUCAUUCCACUUAAUUUUUAGCAGAUUCUCUGUAACACAAUACCUUAAACGUUUCGAAUCUCUUAUCUUAGACCGUGCCAGUUGGUGCAGGGGUUAGCACACUGGACACUCAUUCUGGAGGACAGCAUGUUAAAUGCGUUCGCGGUCGUCCAAAUGUAGGUUUUCCACGCUCUCGUUAUAUCGCUCCAGGCCAGUCCGGGAUGAUUCCCUCGAAUGAACACGGCCGAUUUCAUUUCUCAUCCCUAACAAAAACAAUCUGAGUUUGUUCUACGUCCCUAAUGACCAACUUGUCGACGAGACAUUAAACCCUAAUCUUCCAUCCUCUUUUUUUCUGUUGUCUUCUCGUUUCAGUCCAUGAUUCCCGUCCACACACUGCUGUACUUUAGACGCGCACUGCCAGAAAUAUCUUCCCCAAGCUAAGUAUAACUAUACCUGUUACCUGUAUCUUUAUUUGUCGAGGGAAUUCCCCUCCGCCUGUGCCAGUAUGCUCCUUUUAUCCUACGUAGUUCAUCCAUCAUGUGUUAUUUUGCCUCUAAGGUAGCUUGAUUUAUCUGCAAUGUGACUCCCAAUUCAUGGUCAGUCUCAUCUUUGCUGCUCCCAGAUACCAUCGUCUUUAUUCACUUUACUCUCAACCCUAUCCCGGUUGGAAGAUUCAUUCAGUUCAACAACUCCGUAAAUGUCUCACGUUUUCUUUGAGUAUUCCUAUGACACUAUCAAAUCUUAUCUUUGGUAUCUAUUCAAAACGAAUUUUAUUCCACUCCUGACCAUUCGAUGUAUUUCCAACAUAUCUUUUCGACAUGCAGGUUUAAAUAUAAAGGAAAAUAGCCUCUUUUUCUUUCUUACGCCCUGUUGAGGCUGAGCACUUUUAUGAGAAAUAACAAAUGAAAACUAUCUCUGUUUACUAAUGUAAUGACUAACACCCAACACUACGUAACGUAAGCCGAAAGUUGCGAAGAAAUUCCGCACUCACCCCCCCCCCCCCCCCUGCUCCCCGCUCUUCCCACUAAUAAUCUGACUAUCUGUUGUCUCUUAAACGUACUGAAAAUUUAACAAAAUGAGAAAAUUUUAAAAUACACCAGUGCGUUAGUCUGGUUUGAUGCAUUCUCCCAUCAUCUCCUAAUCCUGAUAAUCUCUCAUCUGUACGAAGCUAUUACACACACAGCAUCUGUUCUGUAUUCAAUAGUUUUGUCUACCUCUACUAGGUUCCUUUCUGUAUCUUCAGCAACAGAUUCAUUAGCUCCUCCUGAAAGUCUUUGUUGAUUCCACUACUCUGGCUCUUCUUCCGGUAUACAUCUUGCAAAGUUUUAUGCCCCACCGUCUCAGUACUUCCUUCUUUUGUACUUUAUCGGCACAAAUAAUUUGUAACAGUCAUCCUCACUACAUUGCGAAAGAGUAUGAUUAAAUCCGAGUUUGCCUACUAAGAUAUGUAUUUUCCGUGGAUUCGAACUUCUUUGAAUGUCGUGACGGUUUCUUCCUAGACAUCUCGCUUACUUCAUUCUCGUUUAUUUCAUUCAUUAUUUUCGCUUGCGGGUUAAAACUAUACCGGAGAGGCAAAAGCACUAACUUUGUGUUCUUCAUGCUUUAGUCCUCUGAAGGUCUGUCGGUAGAGUUCGCUUCCACUCUUGUCAUGGACGACAUUUUUUGUCAAAAGAUUCAGACUUCUUUUAUCAGUGUUGUACAUUUGUCUUUGCGACGAAUUACAUACAAAAAUCCCAAAAGUAUAAAAUGUGUCGACAUAAUCAGAUCCACAAAUGUUUUCUAAUUAACGCACAGAAAACAUAAUUUGUUAUAAGCGUGAGAUUAUUCUUUUAUUUAUUUACUUUUUUAUGUAUUCAGUCUUUUUCCAGCGCAGUAUUUUGUUAUGAUACUAAAAACUUAUUAUUUGUAAUUAAAGAAGUAAUAAAGCGCUUCACUAAAAUACUGUUUGACAUCCUGCAUUAUUUUUAUGCACUAAACCUAAAACAGGGCGGAAAGAAGUAAUAAAGCGCUUCACUAAA
Messenger RNA from Schistocerca gregaria, 7310 nucleotides. RefSeq names its product facilitated trehalose transporter Tret1-like. The transcript is spliced from 4 exons. The record is from RefSeq and is a predicted model, not a curated record. NCBI's taxonomy places the organism in Eukaryota, Metazoa, Arthropoda, Insecta, Orthoptera, Acrididae. Gene Ontology annotation, biological process: transmembrane transport. Gene Ontology annotation, cellular component: membrane. Bases 85 to 1554 code for a protein of 489 amino acids. Gene Ontology annotation, molecular function: transmembrane transporter activity.